Salvelinus namaycush (lake trout) is the source of this 8748-nucleotide messenger RNA. RefSeq lists its product as uncharacterized. Lineage: Eukaryota; Metazoa; Chordata; Actinopteri; Salmoniformes; Salmonidae. The transcript has 6 exons. The record is from RefSeq and is a predicted model, not a curated record. Bases 1 to 7581 code for a protein of 2526 amino acids.
AUGGCAGGAGAGACUCAGCACACGUACGCUGUCAAAAAGCUGGACGCUGAGUUCAAACUGCAGGAUGAGGGUACUGCACUGGAGCAGUACAGUAGCAGUGAGAAAGCCACAAAAGAGUCUUCAGAGCACUUCUCAAGUUCGGACGUGGAGGAGCGGACAUUCAGCAGAGGGGCCAAGUUUGUAGACAAGGACAGAGACUAUACUCAGCAGCGCGAGGCUGUGAUCCGACCUCAGCAGGCGGGGAAAAUAGACUUCAAGUCACUGCAGAACAAGCCUAAGUUCGCCAGCAACAGGACGUGGCCCAGUGGCAAAGGCAGCCCCCAAUCCCCCAGCGGAAAGAACCGGAGCCGAGACAAGGGCAAGCGGUCAGGGAAGUCGGAGCGCGGUAACCCACAGCAGCUAUACAGACUCAGCAUCAUCAACCCACGCUCUAACCCUACAAUCGGCAUCGCCUACCCACAGCAGAAGGUCUCGCCACCCAAGAAGCUGGAGGCCAGUCGAGGCCCUGUGUCGGGCAGCUACAGGUUCCACGUGCCCAGUAUACCAGAGCGAGAGGCCGAGCUGCAGCAGGAGGAGAUUAACUACAGCCGCUGCUUCCAGGAGACCUCCUCCAAUCUCACCUCCCCAAGCUAUACCUCACAGGCACUGGGAACCACAGGUGGGACAUCCACCCACCAGCAGCCACCUCAGCAGCAGCAGCAACCAGGCCCAAUGGAGAACAAUAAUAACACACAGCCAAGCGGCCAUCUGCUCUUCCCAGACUUUCAGUUGAGUGGCUCCAAUGACUGGUCUCCAGAGAGGACUUUUAAUGGUUCUAACUAUGGGAUUUCCUCACAAAAAUCCACAGUUCUCUCGGAGGUGAACAAGGCAAAUGGCAGCUGUCUGCCAUUUCAGUACGGAUACCUCUUAUUGGAAGAUUCAAACCCAGACCCUUUUCCCUGUGAUCAGAACCCCCAAUCCCAGGACUAUAUAGACUCCUCUUUGACUGCUGCCCAGGUGACUCUUAACUCUUUUACCUUUCAGACAUCUGGGGAGGGGCAGGAGGGGGUUCAGAAUAACACUCAAUUCAACAGUGACCAGCGACAGGACAGGUCUUCCUACCCCCAUCCUCCACAGCCACCACAGUACCUGCAAUCACCACAAGGGGCCGCGUCCUCUAUGCACUGCACCAGGGGCCUGAGUGAGGACUCAGCUAGUAGUGAGAGCUCUGGCUCUAUCUCCCAGCAGUCAGAUCAGGCCUCAACAAGCCCUGUCAACCUCUCUGAGGACAGUCAGAUAUCAAAGACUGGGCAUCCCCCUCCAUUUUAUCACCAGCACCAACUGAAGGCACAAGGACCCACAGAUCACCUCAGCACUAACUCUCACCAUUUCCACUCAGACGCCUCCCGUAAUCUGCCUUACGCCCCAGAGAGGGAAAAACAUGACAUGAUGAGCUACCUACAGAAUAAAGAACAUCAAAAGCCUAGUAUGGAAGGCAACAAGGGCUAUAUGGAGGGCUUUGGGGUGGAGCACCACCCACCUCCACCACCAUACUCUGCACAUCAACUGUUAUCCACGUCUUUAGCCACGGCAAACCUUGACCAACUGGAUGUGCUUCUCACGUGCAAGCAGUGUGAUCAGAACUUCACUAACCUGGCCUCAUUCCUUGGCCAUAAGCAGUGUCCAACUGACCUUCACCUGUCUCUGCUGGGGCUCAAUAAGAAUGGAGAGCUGAUGUCUGACAGCGAAACAAAAGGAGAUUCUAAGGAUGACCCCAUGAAACUUAACCUGUUCACUGGGGCAGUUCCAAACCCUACAUUUGGGGAGUACGACUAUGUCUCAGACUCAGAUGACGAGUCUGAGCCUGUGAAGAUAGCAAGCCAAGGUCGCCUGAGCCAAAGCAGCCGCUGCAAGUACACCUACACAAAGGAGUGCAAAUGGAGGGCUAGGAGUGACAGGGACAGUGCAGCAUGGCGGCACGAGUCAAAAGAGUGCUUUGAUGUAAAGAAAGCUGAAGAUGUCUCCUUGUCUCUAGAGAAACCUGGCUCUCACCAGAGACUUCGGAGGAGAGGCAGCAGGUCAUCCACUAGCAGUGAAGUCAGCACGUCUGUGAGUAUCUCCAGCGAUGGCAUCAACAGCCCCAAAAGCACUGACCGCACAGACUCAGACUACAAAAUAAUAGACUACAGUACAAAUCUCAACAGCUGUGUGUCAGAAGAUGAGCUAGAGAUAAAGAGGAUUGUGACCGAGUUGGAAAAUCAGCUCCAGACAGCCAAGCUGAGUCCACCACUGCUUACUGAGGAGUCCCCAAAGCAGCUGAAGAUGAGCAGAUUCUCCCCUCUGCGUCUGGACGACGAAUCUGAGAAUGAAGACACUGGUCUAGAUAUGGGCUGCCCUGUGCAAAGCAUGGCGCUGGCAGUGUCAAUUAUGCCAUCUGACCCACAUUCAGAGUCCUUUGCUGAGCAUAGUCUACCAUGGUCCAGUCCAUUUGAGUUUGAGUUGAUGGAGGGACAGCAUACUCCAACCCAUGAUGAACCCAUUGUCCUUGAACAAUUUAGCAAGAAGGAUGACCGUGAACACAGUAUGACAACCACAACGUCAAAUACAGAGAAAGUGAAAGAGCAACUGAAACAGGAGGACCACAAAGAUGAAGACAUGGAUGUUGACAAGAGAACUGACAUAGAGAAAUCUGAGGAGAUUCUAGAGAGUAAGACCUAUGCCGAAAACCUGAUGAAAAGCCUGGAAGUGAUAUCAGAUUCCAUUUUCAAAAAUGAUCCCAUAACACCUGAAGAGGAGGAGCCAAACCUCACCUCACCCAAUGUGGAUGAGGAGGAGCCAGCCAUCAAGCAGAGCCCGAAGGAUGACUGUCAACCUUGUGAUCGCAGUGAUGACACGACAUUGACAUCAGACAAAAGACUGUGUGACAUAGAGACAGAGGUACCUAUGAGUCCAGACCAUACAGCCAAGCUAAGUCCACCAGAUGAAUCUUUGAACAAGAGCAACAUCCAAAAUUACAUAAAAUGUCCAUCCAUUUUACUGGGUCUCCCUUCUCAGAGCACUGCUCCGUCCACUGGCGAUUUGGACAUUUGCCCGGCUCCCCUUCAAACGAUUGAUUAUUUGGACUUACAUGUUGACUUGCUGAAGAGAGUGGAUCCAGAGGCCUUGGAUAUUUAUAAGGUCCCUAGUGAGCUGAACACCCUUGCUUUUAUAAAGGACAUCUCAGAUAAUCAGCACACGCCCAAACCACUGAUCAUCUGUGAGAAUGAGCCAACCCCAUUACCAUCAGACCAAACACAAUCACUAACAGUUGAGGAAGGUCAGUGCUCAGUAACCUACCAGCAAGAGGAAGAAACCACCCAGAAAAAGAUACAUCUGUGUGAGAUAUGCUCAAUGUGUUUCCGGACAGUGCCAGGAUUGAAGAGACACAAGGCCAUGAAACAUUUGAUCAGGACUGAAAGAAGCCCACAUUUGGAAAACGCAAAUCAUCAAGGGAGUCUACACAGUUACCAAACAUCCCAGUCUAUAGAAACAGAACAUAAAGAUGAUCUAGAGCUCCUGGUUCCACAGACCUGUUUGCAAACAGAAAGCAAUGAGGUUUCUGAGAAUCACUGUCCUGAGACAAGUAAUAGCUCCUUCGUAACCAAACAAGGAGAAACGAAUUUUAUCCUGGAGAACAUCACAAGUGAAACAAAUAUGGCAGUGCCAGCUGAUGACAUAGUCCAGCAAAUGCCUCCUCAGUUUACAAAAGUGAAGAAAAUCUACAAACCACGGAAGAACAGAAACAAGGAAGUGAAUGUGAAGCCUGACCCAUUCUCUGACGAGCUUCUCAAUAUAUUGAAAACAGACAUAUUACAGGCUAUUGCUCCUGAAUUCCAAACCCAGGUAAAGCAAGGAUGCGGCAAGUCACCUGAGAAACAAGACAUAAUCAAUUAUCUUGUAAACCACAAAGUUAAAGAGCAGGAGGAAGUCCCAUUUACUGUAACAAGUAACAGUGGCAUUGAACAGAUUCCAAUGUCUCCAAUAGAGCUUACAGAUCUGGCUAUGGACUUGACUCAAAGCAACAAUGAUACAGAAGAGGUGAAAAGCACAAAUCUGCCAGAGAUCAUCAAUGGAGUAGCGGAAGUUAGUAUGGAAGUAUCUGUAAGUAAGGAUAUUAGUAGAGGGUAUGAUAUGUCUCGAGAGAAUUUACAUGACACAAAAGAGGCAUGUGAGCAACAAACUAAAGAUGAGAGUAAUGCCAAAGAGAAACUGGGAGAGGUUGCAGUAAAGAUUGAAUGUGAGAAAAACAGUGGCCCGACAGAUGAGGUGGAUAAUCUCUCCUGUUUUAAAUCUUCUCUUACAAGCCCUCCUAGACUAAGUGCUGAUUUGAAUGCUUUUCUUGAUGACGAAAGCACAUUCUCCCAGUUAUUCCCCACUAGAAAUGAGGAGCUAAAAAGGAAAAAAUUUGCAAAGGUUUAUGGUAAGAAGAACAAGAAGCAGAAACUAUCAACCGAUUCACCAUUAGUUCAAGACUAUCCUCCUCCUGACCUGUAUCUCGAAAAGAAAGAUGACUAUACCGAAAAUCAGAUAGACCAAACAUUUGUCAACAAUCAAAAUGACCCUUGUGAAUAUGAAACAAUAUCCAUUGACGAUGCUAUCAUGUUGAACAUGUGUCAUAAUAGCACAUUAAAGAGUGAUUCCAAAAAAGUAUGUAGCAUGAAAGGAGACACAACAGACCACAAAGACAAUCAUGAGAAUGAUGUGGACCAUGGCAGUGAUUUCCUAUGCCAACCUGAGAGCACUAUUGACAAAGCAUCAUUGGCAUGGAAUGCCUCCAACGACUCUGUUACAGAUACUGGGAUCUCCUCUGACCCAACUUCCUGUAAAGCAGAAGCCCCAAACCCACCAUGUCCACUUCCUAUUAUAGCCUCUUCUGCACCUUAUCCUGGAGAGUCAUGUGCUACAGACAACGUGUCUCCUUUCCACAGCAUUGACAUCCCAAACCUCAAUACCACAUUCCAGCUACCCGAAAUGCAAUUAUUUGACUCCAACAAGGACAUCUCAUUAGUAAGACCCAUUGGCACUGAUUAUGCGGAGACCAGAGACACUGCAAAGGCCAAGAAGCUCACAGAACGCAGGGGAAGGAAACGACAAGAGGGCAGCGUAAAGAUCAAGGACAAACAGUACAAGUGCAAGGUGUGCUUCACCUGGUUCCUUACCCUGGGGGAGCUCAACUUCCACAAGUUAUCCCACAACCCCUCUCCACCUCCCACCUGCUACAUGUGCGUCCAGCGCAAGUUCAGCUCCCGGGAGCAGCUGAGGGACCACCUGAGGGAGAAACACGCCAAGAACAAGGCCGGCUUCUGGACCUGUGGCAUGUGCCUGAAGGAGAUAUCAGACGUGUGGAUGUACAAUGAGCACUUACGGGAGCAUGCCACGCAGUUUGCCCGCAAGGGCCAGUCACACAGCGCUAUCCUGGGGAGUCUGCCGGGCUCUGGCAUGCAGGAGUCAGCCGUGAAGAACUUCAUCACCUCCAUCAUGCAACGCCGCCCCAGCAAGGCCAGCAGAGAGUCCAGUAAGGUCUCCAACAAGGAGAAACUAGCCGUAGUAGAAAACACAGAGCAGGAGGUGAAAACUACAGAGGUAGCUCAGCCCAAAGUUGUCAAGCCUAAAGGGAACAGUGAAAAAGUGGGGAAACCGAGCACGCUGACACCAGUUGAGGUUCUGCACAAUACAGAGCCAGUGCCAAAGAAUGUGGAGAUGCACCCCAACUGUAAAGACCCCUCGAGAGACUGCCAUCACUGUGGCAAGCAGUUCCCCAAACCCUUCAAGCUUCAGAGGCAUCUGGUUGUGCACAACUUAAAUAAGAUUUUUCUGUGCCACAAAUGCCCAGUGACCUACCAGGAGCCACAGGACCUAAAAUAUCAUCUGAAGAAUGAGCAUGAGGAGGUGGAUGAGCUUGACUCAAGGCAUACCACCCUCUACACCUGUGAGCUGUGUGCAGAUGUCAUGCAUGUGAUCAAGAAAUCUUUCAUCUGCAGCACCUGUAACUAUACCUUCUCUAAGAAAGAGCAGUUUGACCGACACAUGGAAAAGCACUUGUCAGGAGGGAAUAAGAUCUUCAAGUUUAGAGGCGUUCUCAGACCUAUCAAGACAUCUCCCUCCAAAGAGAACGAUGAGUGUGAAUUGCCAGCUAACAAAAAGAGAAGAAUCCUUACUGACAGUCUACAAGAGAACAGCUCUGACAGUGGCAUCGCCAGCAUAGCCUCACUGCACUUAAAUAAGAGUGCUGAGAUGCCAGUUCUGAAACUCUCUGUACACACAACAGAGGACUCGACACAGACCAGUGCAGGUGAAUAUCACACUGAAAAUUAUGCCAGUGUGAAGACGGAGGACAUGGCUGAGGACUACUCUGACAUGCUGGUAGAGCUGGAGCAUUGUACGUUUCACCUGGGCUCUGAAGGUCUCUCAACUGCUACACCCAAAACAGAGGACAUUGAUCCCAGUCCUUCACCUAAGCUGCCUGUUAGAGACAUUAGUGAGGCCGAUGGCAAAUCAUUCACAGAGCCAUGUGAUGUGAAGGAAGAGCAUGAUCCACUUGAGAGCAGUAUAGCUGAAAAGGAAAGGGAGUGCUUUGCCAAUGAUAAGCAGAGCACUCCUGAGAGCAGCAUACAGACUACCACAGCAGAAGCUGAAAAGAAGAAGAUACAGAGGAGAGAUUCCACGGCAUCGGAUGAGGAGUUGUAUGUUAGUUUCCGUGAAAACCUGAUCAACAGCUCAAUGACACCCGAUACACAUGAUAUCCACCGUCCUCCUACAAAGCAUAAAUCAUCUACCAUUGUGAUGGACCAAAUGAGGGAGGGUGAGCUGGGGCAACAGACAACCAGCCCUCACAGCCAUGACAACAAGCAGAAUGACAAAACCUCCACACCCAAGCCCAGUGAAAACACUAAACACAGCUCCAACAACAGCCCCAGGGCCAUGGAGUCAACACCAGUCCACCACACCAAGAUCACUUCCCAGGGCCCGCCAUCCAAUGAGGACAAAGACUCUGUGAGAAGAGAACAGAAGAAGAGGAAAGAGAUGAGGACACCUCACAGUUUACAGAGGGUCUCCUCGUCUGCCACAAGGGAGAACCUUGCUGCCGACAUCAAGACCAAAAAUAGGUUCCGUCUCAGCAAGUGCGAGAGUCCGGCAGUUCACAGGAAAUCGGACGGCUCCAGCGAAUACCCGGUGCUCUCUUCAGUGAAAGAAGAUGUGGUCAGCAACAAAAUAGUCUCCAAGCACAAAACAUCAGGGAGUCUAGGCCUUCAAGCAAAGAGAAGCUCCCUCGAUAACUGCACGCCAAGGAAAGCAGAGAUGGUGCAUCAUAUUAAUGGGGAUUACAAAGCCAAAAAAGGGCCUCUUGGACGGCCUCUUCAUUACCCAGUUUCUAAAGCGUCAGCGCUUCCUAUGAACAAUUCCUUGAAUAAGUCUAGGCCAAAGACAGGGGUGAGGUCCAUGGAGAGCCACUCCUAUAGGACAGCAGAGUCACAGAACAACCUCCUGAGCCAGCUGUUUGGCCAAAAGCUCACCAGCUUUAAGAUUCCUUUGAGGAAGGACACUUCAGAACCAAUAAACUGAUUGUGGGAAGGAUCUGUGGGAUAGAAAACAAAGAGACUGAAUAGUUGUUCACGUUAUUGAUGAUCAAGACAAUUCAUGACCAUGAAUGAGAUUGCAUGGCUCUCUGUGAAAUGUUUGUCUAAAUACUUAUGUUGUCACUUUAUGUCUUCUUCUCUUGUAAAUGUGUUAUUACACAAAUGUGAGGAAUAAUGGCAGAGAUUAUUUUAAUAAUCUAGAAUGAAAAUGCUAGUAGGGCAAAUCAUUGACUAAUUCCUGCUAUUCUUAGGUUGAACAUUAUCUUUUUCAGAGACUAUAUUUCAUUAAAAAAAAUACAAAAAGAAUACUUGAAAAUAAAACAGAUUUUUUUUUUUUUUACAACUAAUGCAUGUCAGUUUCACAAUCAAAAAGUGUUCAUAGAGAAUAUAGCUUUUUUUAAUGCAACAGGACCAAAUGACAUCCCAACGGACUUGGACUAUGUCAGUGCACCUUUUGUAUAUGCUUCUCCAAAAAUUACUCUUUUUGUAUUUUUACCUUACUGUACUUCAUUGGCAUUCAUUAUAUUAGCUUUGUAUAAACAUUAACUGGUGCUAUGUUAUUCUUUAUUGUAAUGUGAACGCCAAUGUCCUCUAACUGAAGGGAACAUGAGAUCUGUAGCAGUUGAUUUCAUCCAACCGUUUGUGCUGGUUCUCUGUAGUUUCUUUUAAAAAAUUGUAGAAAAAGACUGUAAAAUCUCCUCCAACAAAGUAUUCAUCUGUACGUCCUUAGGAAAGAAAAUUAGGAAAGCUUGCAUCUGUACAAACUCAGGUGCAUCCAAGGACUAUUCACAGUCCUGAGACCUGUUUUAGGAGAUUCUCCCAUGCACUGAUAUUACCACACACAAAACACACACUCAGUCCUCCAUGUCUGUCCUCCAACUGUUUAAUUAUGAAUAUUAUUUACUAAGACAAAAAAGGUGCUUUAUCUUGUUUAUAUGUAUCUUAUAUUGUAUUAUAUUGUAGGUAGAUGAUUUCCUGGUGCAAUGCUCAAUGUCAAAGUUUUAUUUUAAUAAUGUGCAACAGAAUCAGAGAGAGAUAGAGAGAGAGCGAAAUAGAGAGAGAGAAAAUACAUGGAAAUGCAAUGCCUCUUGUAUUGUAAAGUGGUUCACUUAGUGCCUCUUUUAAAGUUGGUUAUUAAAAAUAUGCAUUGGUU